Messenger RNA from Cygnus olor (mute swan), 1569 nucleotides. Its product is annotated as ATPase family AAA domain-containing protein 2-like. Gene Ontology annotation, molecular function: histone binding; chromatin binding; ATP hydrolysis activity. NCBI's taxonomy places the organism in Eukaryota, Metazoa, Chordata, Aves, Anseriformes, Anatidae. Gene Ontology annotation, biological process: positive regulation of transcription by RNA polymerase II. The record is from RefSeq and is a predicted model, not a curated record. Gene Ontology annotation, cellular component: nucleus.
AUGCCCUUCAACUCCAACACCAAGUGUCCUCCUGACAGCUCCCAUUGGCUGAGGGAUGUGCCAGCUCCAGGAGAGCCUGGCAGGAUGCACAGCGGCAUUACCCUGCACCCAGAGACUUACCAUGGGGAGGUUGGAUUUGAUAACAUGGGUGGUCUUUUCGAACACAUUGCAGCUUUAAAAGAGAUGGUGAUUUUUCCCCUCCUUUAUCCAAAAGUGUUUGAAAGAUUCAAUAUUCAGCCCCCAAGAGACUGUUUAUUCUAUGGCCCCCCAGGAAUGGGAAAAAUGCUGGUUGUUCAUGCUCUUGCUAACGAAUGUAGCCGAGGUGAUAGAAAAAUAUCAUUUUUUAUGAGAAAAGCUUCGGACUGCCUGAGACAAUGGGUGGGGGAAUCAGAACAUCAGCUUCGCUCAUUAUUUGAACAGGCCUAUCAGAUACGACCUUCAGUUAUUUUCUUUGACGAUACAGAUGGCCUCACUCCUGUGCGGUCCAGCAAACAAGACCAAAUUCAUAGUUCCAUUGUCUCAACACUUCUGACGCUUAUGGAUGGCAUAGAAAACAGAGGGGAGAUUGUGGUAAUCAAAGCCACCAACAGACUGGAUUCUAUAGAUCCUGCUUUACAGAGACGAGGACGCUUUGACAGAGAGUUCCUCUUCACCUUGCCAAAUAAAGAGGCUAGAAAAGAAAUUUUCAAGAUUCAUACUUGUGACCAGAUCCCUAAGCCACCGGACAUGUUGCUUGAUGAGCUAGCUGAGAAAUGCAUUGGAUACUGUGGUGCAGAUAUAAAAUCCUUAUGUACUGAAGCUGCACUGUGCUCUCUGUGUCAAUGCUAUCCUCAGAUCUAUGCAAGUAGGGAGAGAUUGUGACUAGACGUUAAUUCUAUGAAAAUAAAAGCAAAGGCUUUUUUUAUGGCUCUGAAGAAGGUUGUUCCAGCAUCAAGCAGGAUUGUGGCUUCACCUGGACAAGCACUGUCACCCAUUUUUAAGCCACUUUUUGAAAAUUCAGUAGUGAAUAUUUUACAAGCCUUGCAGAAGAUAUUUCUGCAUGCAGAACUUUUAGCUAAAAAUAACCAGCUUUCUGAGUUUGUGUUGCCACCUUCUACCCUUCUGUUUUCCAGGACUGUUAAACCAGUAGUGAAUCUGCAGCAGAAAGAAAACACCUCAUUUCUAAACUUGUUUUCCUAUGACUCUUGUUCUAGGAGUGCUUACUACGAACUGACAUCAUGUUGGCCCCGUCUGCUAAUAGUAGGAAAAGCGGGAUAUGGACAUGGUUCUUAUUUGGCACCCGCGGUGUUGCAUGCUUUGGAGAAGUUUCCCGUUCACACCCUGGACUUAUCCAUUCUGUUUAAAAACGUUGCACCGCCAGAAGAAAUAUGCGGAGAGCUGAUCUGAAAUACUCAGAAGACAGCACCAAGCAUAAUUUAUGUCCCAGAUAUCCAUUUGUGGUGGGACAACGUUGGACCUGCUUUGAAACUUACUUUUCUAACUCUACCAGAGAACAUUCCAGCAUUUUCUCCAGUUUUGCUGCUUGCUACAUCUGAUGUGUGUCACUCAGAUCUUCCAGAAGAUCCAUAA